Molecule: messenger RNA, 813 nt
Organism: Cyclocybe aegerita
Lineage: Eukaryota; Fungi; Basidiomycota; Agaricomycetes; Agaricales; Hemipholiotaceae
Source: the annotation of a GenBank genome assembly
AUGUCUGAAGAUCCCUUGUCCAACUUCAGCUGCCUAGACGAACUCACGCAAGUCAUCUACCAGAGCAUUUACAAGUUCGUCGUACUCUCCACCGUCUCAAACAACAAAUGGAACAUCCACGUGGGGCUCGCGGGACGCGAGGGGCGGUGGUGGCGCGGGUGCUGGACAGAGGACGACAUCCGUCAGAUAUUUGGCUCGAAAUCGUCGGACAAACUACUCGAAUCCUUCGCCGAGAAGCUUGCCGAGGUCUUCAUUCAAGGAGAGCUGUGUAUAAGUGAAUGGAGCGCCGAGAAAGGUGCGAAAAUCAAGUUCACUCUUGGUCCGGCGUCCAAGAAGCCUAUGCACGUCGAUCUAGUUGAAAUGUCGCCCGAAGAGGGAGCUGCAUUCGCGACUGGCAUAUUUAUUGAUAUUGCGCUGCAGGCACAGUCGAGGAAGUGCCGGUUGUAUCCUUCGUCUUCCACGGAGUAUCCGGCUGUGUCAGAGACGUUUGCAACGACGAGCCGGACUACAUCACAUAGUGUGGCAGGCCCUUCCAAGCGUAAAGAGCCAAGUCCUGAACCGGAGCGGCCUAGCAAACGGCCUGAGGCUUCUGUGUCUGUUAAUAAAGAGACCAAGAAGUCGUCGGAAGUCGAAGCUGCUCAGGCAGAAAUUAAAGCUCUGAAGUCGCAGUUGCAGGCCUCGAAGAGAGGUCCAUCUCCAGCACAAAAACCUGCUCCUGCUCCGGUGAGACACCACAAAGGCGCCUCUCUUGCAAACCCAAACAAAAAGGCGCGAAAGUACCAAGCCAUUGAAUUCGGAAGUGACGAUGACUGA